AUGGACACGACGACCGUACAGCCUGAUGCCCGCGUGACAGAAGAGCCGCGAGAUGUGGAACCAAUGAAAGGCGCGCUCCAGCCGGGCGAGGAUAUCAUCAACCGUCUGCCCGACGACGUGCUCUCAGCAAUUAUCGAUCGCGCCUCUUCCAGAAAUGUGAUGCACCACGCGCUCGUGUGCCGCCGGUGGCUGCGCCUGGCGCAGCACUUGCAGCAGGCCGUCCACGUCAGCGUGGAGCGCAACCUCCACGUGGGCGAGCUGCUGCGCGGGUUGUCGAGACUCCCCAACGUGACCUCGCUCAAGCUAGCCUACAGGAGUGUAGAUUUUCUCGACGACGAGUUCCUGACGGCGCUGCCCUCCGCCUGCCCGCAGCUCUCCCGCAUGCGCCUGGACGAGCCGCGGUACACCGGAGUGCCGCACUUCCGCAUCACGCCCCCGUGCCUCGGCCGCUUCUUCCUCGGCGCUUCGCGCCUCGAGGAGCUUACUCUCGACCACAGCCUCGGCAACAUGACAAAGCUUCCCUCCUCGCUCGCAUCGCUCUCGUCGCUUCGCGUGCUCAACCUCAGCUUGGCUCGCCUUAUCGUUCUUCCCGACGGGUUCGGCGCGCUGCCCGCACUGAAGGAGCUCCGCGUCAGCUGCCCCGAGCUGCGGAGCCUCCCCGCGUCUGUCACGCAGCUCACGCGGGUGUCCCGCCUCUGCGUGGCAGACUGCCGCUCGAUGCGCCAGCUGCCCGCGCAGCUCAGCGCGCUGAGCGCGCUGACGGUGCUGGAAAUACACGGGUGGUACCGCCUGGAGGGCAUUCCGGAGAGCAUCGGCGCGCUCAAGGAGCUGCGCCACCUGCACCUGCGCAACAUCAGCUGCGCGCUGCCCGACGUGGGGGAGGAGUGGCGGAAGCUGGAAGAGUUGCGCCUGGAGAACGUCUGCCGGGGCCUCCGCGCGCUCCCCGACGACAUCGGCGCGGCGCCAGCCCUCCGCGAGGUCGAGAUCGUCGACACGCCGAUUGCCGAGCUGCCUGCGUCCAUCGGGAUGCUGACGUCACUGGAGCGGCUGGUGCUGGCGCCAUGCAAGUCGAUGAGAGCGCUGCCGCCCACGCUGCUGGCGCUGCCGCGACUGGCGCACGUGGUGCUGAAGAACGUGUCGUGCCUUGCUUCGCUGAUGCGGGGCGGCGCGCGCGCGGAGGCGGAUGGACAUCGCCAGCCAGUCGGGCGCCUCGCACCGCUGCAGUUUUUCUCCCUUGAAUGUUGUUACCUCUUCACCCAUUUUUCCCCCGCCCUCCCCGCGCUCGCGCAAUCGUUGCGCGCGCUCUCGCUCGUCGACCUGCCCGCGCUCUACUCCUUGCCCGCCGAAGUCUUCCGCCUCACCGCGCUCACCACCCUCUCGCUCCUCCGCCUGCGUCACGUCAAGUGCCUUCCCCCUUCUCUCUCCGCCCUCUCCGCCCUCCGCGCGCUCACAAUCACCUCCGCGCCCGAGCUCGCGACGCUGCCCGAAUCCAUGGGCCAGCUGGCAGCGCUCGAGUCGCUGGAGCUCGACGACUGCCCCGCGCUGCGGAGCCUGCCCGCGUCGCUGGGCCGUCAGACGGCGCUCGGCGCUGCGGAGUCUGCUGCCGUGUCCGCCGCCGCCCCCAUGAGCGGGCUCAGCGCGCUGACGCACCUCAGCGUCACCAGGUGCGGUGCGCUCACCGCGCUGCCGGACUCCAUUGGCCAGCUGGGCCGAUUAAGAACGCUGACUAUAGCGGGCGCGUCGGUCGCGUCCCUCCCGUCGACCACUCUAAGCGGGCUGACUCACCUGGAAGCGCUACGCAUCUUCGACUGCCCCCUCCUCGCCGCGCUCCCCGCGUCCCUCUGCGCCCUCCCCCGCCUCCACACGCUCUCCCUCGCCAAGUGCCCCGCCCUCCGCGCCCUCCCCGACGCCAUAGGCCAGCUGCGCGCUCUCAGGCGCCUCUCCCUCAAGGACUGCGCCGCGCUCGCCCACCUCCCCGCGUCCCUCCCGCGCCUCCCCGCGCUCGAGUCGCUCGACAUCGCAUGCUGCGCGCUAUUCACGCACCUCCCCGACGACUUCCGCCCGCUGCCUUGCCUUGCGCGCCUCUCCGUCUGCAACUGCCGCGCCUUCUCCCGCCUCCCCGCCUCGCUCUCCCGCCUGCCCGCCCUCCGCGUGCUCAAGCUCUCGUCCUGCGCGUCUCUCUCCGCGCUCCCCUCCGACCUCGCGGCCCUCCCCGCGCUGCACUCGCUGCUGCUGGACGGGUGCUCCGCGCUGGCGGAGCUGCCCGCGGGACUGGCGCGCGCGCGGGGGCUGCGCCACGUGGACGUGCGCGGAUGCGGGGCGGUGGGUGAAGGCACGGAGAUGGACGUGUGCGGGCGGCGCGUCCACGUGAAGCGGGAUCGACGCGAAGGGGGCGAAGGGGGGUCGUACAUGAUGGGGACGAUGCCUACAGGCACUCAAGUGCAGCGCGGGGGGAGGGGGGGCGAGGGGGGAGAGGGCGGGGAGACAGAGGGACCAUCCGGGGGAGGCGGGGAAGUGGAAGGAGGUGAGGAGGGGGCAGAAAGGGGAGGUGCGGUGAGAGGCAGGUUGGAGGGAGCUGUAGCAGCCGAGGAGGGUGAAGGGGAAUGCGGGAUGGAUGCAGUGGAGAGCAGAGGUAGGGAGGAUGGCGGGCAAUCGCGACGGGAUCGAGAGCAGGAGAGGGAGGAGGAAGGGGAAGGUGUGGGGGAGGAGUUGUGGGGGCGGACGAUUAGGUGGGAGAGGGUGAGAUGA
Messenger RNA from Closterium sp. Yama58-4, 2748 nucleotides. The record is from the annotation of a GenBank genome assembly. Lineage: Eukaryota; Viridiplantae; Streptophyta; Zygnematophyceae; Desmidiales; Closteriaceae.